CUCGUCAGCAUGUGCGAGGAGAGGGCCAGGAUGCUGCAGGAGCAGUUCGGCGUCACCGUCAACCACGUCCACGCGCUCGCCAUCCUCAUCUCCACCUUCCACUUCGAGAAGAACCCCUCCGCCCUCGACCAGGAUACUUUUGCGAAGUACACGGCAAGGACAUCAUUCGAGCGUCCGCUGCUAAAUGGGGUGGCUUACGCACAGCGCCUCUUCCCUCACGAGAAGGAAACGUUUGAAAGACAGCAUGGAUGGAUUAUGAGGACUAUGAAUCGAGAGGCUGCACCUCUCCAAGAUGAGUAUGCCCCGGUGAUUUUCUCCCAGGAUACGGUCUCCUACCUUGCGCGCAUGGACAUGAUGUCUGGGGAGGAGGACCGAGAAAACAUCUUGCGUGCGAGGGAAACUGGCAAACCUGUGUUAACAAACCCAUUUCGGCUUCUUGGGUCGAACCACUUGGGCGUAGUACUCACUUUUGCAGUGUAUCGCCCUGAUCUACCUGCUGAUGCAUCAGUUGAGCAACGUGUGGAAGCAACUGCUGGCUAUCUUGGUGGAGCUUUUGAUGUGGAGUCACUUGUGGAAAAUUUGCUGAGUAAACUUGCUGGCAAUCAGGAUAUAUUGGUGAAUGUGUAUGACGUCACAAAUGCUUCAGAGCCUAUGGCCAUGUAUGGAUCUCAAACUCCAGAUAAUAAAGUGGACCUCUUGCAUGUUAGCAUGCUUGAUUUUGGAGAUCCGUUUAGGAAGCAUGAAAUGAGGUGCAGGUAUGGGCAAAAGCCUCCAUUGCCGUGGUCUGCUAUUAGUAAUCCUAUGGGCUGCUUUGUCAUAUGGAUGCUUAUUGGGUAUAUAAUUUGUGCUGCAUGGUCUCGGUAUGACAAAGUUUCAGAGGAUUGUAGGAAAAUGGAAGAGCUCAAAACUCAAGCAGAAGCUGCUGAUAUUGCAAAGUCUCAGUUUCUGGCAACUGUAUCUCAUGAAAUUAGAACUCCUAUGAACGGCGUCCUUGGGAUGCUGGACAUGCUUUUGGGGACAGAUCUGACUAUGACUCAGAAAGAUUUUGCUCAGACCGCUCAGGAUUGUGGCAAAGCAUUGAUAAUACUGAUAAAUGAUGUCCUUGAUCGAGCAAAGUUUGAAGCUGGAAGGUUGGAACUUGAGGAAGUGCCUUUUGACUUGCGAACGCUGACGGACGAUGUGAUCUCCUUGUUUGCCUCAAAGUUAAGAGCGAAGUGCAUAGAGCUUGCAGUGUUUGUGAGUGACGAUGUUCCAAAACUUGUCACCGGAGAUCCUUGGAGAUUUCGACAGAUACUGACAAAUUUAGUGGGCAAUGCAGUCAAAUUCACAGAACGGGGCCAUGUUUUUGUGCGGGUCUCUCUGGCUGAGAACUCAACUAUGGAAGCUAAACGAGCCCCCAAUGGAAACCUCAAUGGGAAAGAUUGUAAAGUUGAGCCUACAGCUAAUGGUGCCUUCAAUACUUUGAGUGGGUUUCAAGCUGCGGAUGAACGAAAUAGCUGGGAAUAUUUUAAGCUGUUGCUCUCUGAUAAGGAGUUACUUUCUGAUGAGCUCGAGGGUAAAAAAUCUAGCCAAAAUGAUUCCGAUCACGUGACCUUGAUGAUAAGCAUUGAGGAUACAGGUGUUGGUAUCCCACUGCAUGCACAAGAUCGUGUUUUUACGCCUUUUAUGCAGGCAGAUAGUUCAACUUCAAGGAAUUAUGGUGGAACUGGUAUUGGUUUAAGCAUCAGCAAAUGUUUGGCUGAACUUAUGGGCGGGCAAAUAAGUUUCAUCAGCCGUCCUUCCAUUGGGAGUACAUUUACAUUCUCAGCGGUUGUGAAGCGUGCAUCCAAAGAUACUUCAUGUGCUUCAGAGAGGAGCUUGUCCGAGGCACUACCAACUGCCUUUAGGGGAAUGAAGGCGAUUUUGGUAGACGGGAAACCUGUGCGUAGUGCUGUGACAAGAUAUCACCUUAACAGGCUGGGAAUAAUUGUUCAAGUUGUGAAUAAUAUGAGUAUGGGAAUUCAAGCCUUUGGGAAAAAUGGUGCAACAGAGUCAAGAGAAAAACCGUCGAUGCUUUUUAUUGAGAAUGACAUCUGGAGGCCCGAGACAGAUACUCAGUUACCGAGUCGUCUACGUACGCUCGGGAUGAAUGGUCAGGCGCAUGAGCUACCCAAGCUGAUCCUUUUGGUCACAUCUGAAGCUGACAAGGACAAGUACGGAUCCACGUUCAAUACUGUGAUGUGUAAACCCUUAAGAGCAAGCACAAUUGCUUCUUGUCUACAGCAGUUGCUAAAAGUAGAUAUACCUGCAAGGAAAGAAAAUCAAAAUAGGCCCUCAUUUCUUCGUAGCCUGCUGGUUGGGAAGAAUAUAUUGGUUGUAGAUGACAAUAAAGUAAAUCUACGGGUUGCUCAAGCCGCACUGAAGAAGUAUGGUGCCAAGGUUCAUUGUGUUGAAAGUGGCAAGGAUGCUAUCUCCCUACUUCAACCUCCACAUUGCUUCCAUGCAUGUUUUAUGGACGUUCAAAUGCCCGAGAUGGAUGGGUUCGAGGCUACUAGACAAAUACGAGAAAUGGAGAAGAAAGCGAACGAGGAAAAGAGAGAACAGUCGAGUUCAGGGGAAGGUUCGACAUUUGUUGAGUGGCAUUUGCCUGUUCUUGCAAUGACGGCUGACGUCAUUCAGGCGACCUACGAAGAGUGUAUGAAAUCGGGGAUGGAUGGCUAUGUGUCCAAACCGUUCGACGAGCAGCAGCUAUACCAAGCGGUCUCCAGAUUAGUGGUGGGAACAACUGAUUCGGCCUCAUGAUCUGAUCGGUCGAAGCCGGAUCCGACGCCUCGUUGGUUGAAGCGAAGCCAAAGCUGACUCUGACUCUUACAAACCUGACACGGAUAUCUCCGCAACACUUUGGAUGAAAAGACGAAGGCGCCUUGAGCUAGUGAACUUCGUUGCAGGCCGAGGUAAGGUAAACGACGGUGCGCGCCGCGGCGGGCAUGCAUUUCUGCUCCUGCUGCCCAGGGGGGGAAGAUGAAGAUGAAGGAGGUGGCUCGAGAUAUACUAGGUAGAUUAGGAUUUUUUGGUUUGCUGUUGGUGGUAGGCAGAUGUAUGUAUGAUGUUGUGUCUCCUGUCUGUUCAUUCUUUGAACAUAUAUAACAUCUCUGUGCUGUGAUGUGCUCACUCCCCUGAGCUCCGGAGUCCGCUGAGAAGAAAAUAUGUGGUGGGCUUUUGGGUUGUC
Triticum urartu is the source of this 3208-nucleotide messenger RNA. RefSeq names its product putative histidine kinase 6. The record is from RefSeq and is a predicted model, not a curated record. NCBI's taxonomy places the organism in Eukaryota, Viridiplantae, Streptophyta, Magnoliopsida, Poales, Poaceae. Gene Ontology annotation, molecular function: phosphorelay sensor kinase activity. Gene Ontology annotation, biological process: phosphorylation; phosphorelay signal transduction system. Gene Ontology annotation, cellular component: nucleus.